UGCGCACGGAGGAAAACACGGACACCAGCACAGCUGCGACUGGCGGGAUUCCUCUUUAGAUUUACUUCACGUCCUCGCGCUUUAGCGGUAACGAGGCUGUGUGCGAGUCGAGGUGACUGACUGACUGACUGAGUGACUCUCCUUCAUAUACGCGCUGUUUCAGCCACCGCCGGCUCUUCUGAGACUGAGUGAACCGGCUGAGGAAACCUUUUUGCUCCCGCGCUCCACAGCACUGUGGCUGCUGUUGUUGUUGUUGGCUGCUACUGUUGUGAACUUGGAAAAUCCUGUCUGGCUCCGCGUGAGGAGACGAGGAGGAGGAGGAGGAGGAGGAGGAGAUGAGGCUCAACGGCUGCUGCUGCUGCUGCUGCUCGAUGGCGUUCGUGUUCUCCAAACUAACGUCUCCUGUCCACAGCCGCUAGGCUAACCAGCACCCGGACUCCAUUUAUAUUCCGAAAGACCGUCUUCUGAAAGUGAACACUAACCCGAGCCAUGUCCAAAACGCUGAAGAGGAAGAAGCACUGGUCCACCAAAGUGCAGGAGUGCGCGGUGUCGUGGGGAGGCGUGGGGGAGUUCGGCUCGGUGGUGGAGAUCCUGGGGGGCGCCGAGCUCGGAGAGUUCCCCUUCCUCGGCCAGAUGAACCUGGAUGUCCUCGUGUGCCACGCCGGGAAGCUUCCGUACUACGGCGACGUUUUGCUGGAGGUGAACGGCACGCCCGUGAGUGGACUCACCAACCGAGACACUCAUGCGGUCAUCCGGCACUUCAGGGAGCCAAUUCGCAUCAAGACGGUCAAACCAGGCAAAGUGCUGAACACGGAUUUGAGGCAUUACCUCAGCCUGCAGUUCCAGAAAGGAUCACUGGACCACAAACUGCAGCAAGUCAUCCGAGACAACCUCUACCUGCGCACUAUACCAUGUACCACCCGGCUGCCCAGAGAAGGAGAAGUUCCGGGAGUGGACUAUAACUUCAUCAGUGUGAAUGAUUUCAGGAUCCUAGAGGAAAGUGGGCUGCUUCUGGAGAGUGGAACUUACGAUGGUAACUACUAUGGCACACCCAAACCCCCAGCAGAGCCCACCUUGGUUCAGCCUGAUCUGGUUGACCAGGUCUUGUUUGAGGAAGAGUUUGGCACAGAAGUCCAACGCAAACGCACCACCUCUGUCAGCAAGAUGGACCGCAAGGACAGUGUUGUCCCUGAGGAAGAGGAUGAUGAGGAGCGGCCAGCACUGCCCAACGGGCUUCCAGAGGGAAGUGAAGAGUGGAGGAGGCCAGUGCCCAGCUACACUCAGUCCAAUAGCAGCAGCAGCGGUGGCGUUCGUGGAGGCAACAGCAGCGGUGGGGAGCUUCGCACCUGGAGUUCUCUGCCCAGAGACGACAGCCUCGAACCACUACCGUAUAACUGGGAGAUGGCCUACACUGAAACUGGCAUGGUCUACUUCAUCGAUCAUAACACCAAGUCUACCACAUGGCUGGACCCUCGUCUUGCCAAGAAAGCCAAACCUCCUGAAAAGUGUGAGGAUGGAGAGCUUCCAUAUGGCUGGGAGGAGAUUGAAGACCCACAGUAUGGCACAUACUACGUAGAUCAUAUAAACCAAAGAACCCAGUUUGAGAAUCCCGUUUUGGAGGCGAAGAGGAAACUUGGACAGGAGACUGCAAUAGCAACUCAGAGCCAAAAGGGGGCAGCACCUCCUCCAGGGGGUGAUGGUGGUACCCCAGGCUUCACGCGAGACCCAACCCAGCUGAAGGGGGAGCUAUACCACACAGCCCUGAGGAAGAGCACUCAAGGUUUUGGUUUCACCAUCAUUGGAGGGGACCGGCCCGAUGAGUUUCUCCAAGUAAAGAAUGUGCUGGCAGAUGGACCGGCUGCUCACGACAAUAAGAUGGCCUCUGGCGAUGUGAUCGUGGAGAUCAACGGCAACCUGGUCCUGGGUAAGACCCACGCUGACGUAGUGCAGAUGUUCCAGUGCAUACCCAUCAACCAAUAUGUGGACAUGGUUCUGUGCCGCGGUUACUCGCUGCCCCCUGAUGUUGAAGCGGACAGUGAGGAUCUUCCUCCCCCUCCCCCUCCUCCUCCCCCCACAGUAGGUGAGGUGGUGACAGCCGUACCGCUCAUUAAUGGUCAGCCACUGCUAGUGAAGGGCGAGGCACUGCACGGCUCAUCUCAGGAGCUCCACUACGUCACCACAGACUCCAGUGGCCGGCCUGUUGUGGCCGCACUGCCUGGGGGGGGCAGUGAGAGGCCAGAGGGUGGCAUGCUGCAGCCAGAGCUUGUAAGUGUCCCCCUGGUGAAAGGCCCUGGUGGAUUCGGCUUUGCCAUCGCAGACUGCCCACUGGGUCAGAAAGUAAAGAUGAUUCUGGAUGCACAGUGGUGCCGUGGCCUUCUGAAGGGAGAUGUCAUCAAAGAGAUCAACCGGCAGAACGUACAAACGCUGAGCCAUGCACAGGUGGUGGACAUACUGAAGGAGCUGCCUGUGGGGAGCGAGGUCAACCUGCUGGUGUUGAGAGGAGGUCAGACUUCGCCAGUAAAGAGUCUAAGACCUAGACAGGAAAUGAGUGCCAGUCUGGAGACUCUGGACCGUUGCCAUGACGUCGGAGCCCCCCAGGCACUCACCUAUUACUCCAGCACAUUGCCCUGUAGCUCACCCCGGCGAGACCCCACCCUCCACCACGCCAAACCAAAAGCCACAGUGGACAGCACUUUGCCUCAAUAUAAAGAGCUGGAUGUGUUUAUAAAGAGAGAUCAGGAGACAGGAUUUGGCUUCCGUGUACUUGGCGGGGAAGGACCUGAACAGCCAGUAUACAUAGGUGCCAUAAUACCGCACGGAGCAGCGGAGAAAGACGGCCGUUUGUGGGCAGGAGAUGAGCUGAUGGGCAUCGAUGGCAUAACUGUGAAGGGGAAAUCCCACAAGCAAGUGCUGGAUUUAAUGACCAAUGCCGCCCGCAAUGGACAGGUCUUACUGUCUGUACGGAGAAAGGUCAUCUACAGGGAUGUGGGUGAUGAAGAUGAUGGAGCACAGAACGUGGCUCCAGUGCUGGUCAACGGUUCUCCCAGACCUCCACGCAUUCAAGUGCCAAGUGUCCUGGACCACGAAUCGUUUGAUAUUACACUCCAUCGUAAAGAUAAUGAAGGAUUCGGCUUCGUCAUCCUCACCUCAAAAAGCAAGCCCCCACCUGGAGUGAUUCCUCAUAAGAUUGGCCGUAUAAUAGAGGGCAGUCCGACAGACCGGUGUGGUCUGCUGAGUGUGGGUGACCGUAUCUCUGCUGUUAAUGGCCAGUCCAUCAUAGAGCUCUGUCACAACGACAUUGUGCAGCUUAUCAAAGAUGCCGGCAAUACUGUCACACUUACUGUGGUUCCUGAGGAUGAAUACAAAGGCCCACCUUCAGGAGCCAGUUCGGCCAAACAGAGUCCAGCGCCACAGCACAGGACACUGAAAUCCACCACACAGGAAGAGAGGUAUAAUCUGGACAUGGAGGAGAGCAGGGAUGAACUGGCUUGGGCAGAAUAUAAAACCCUUCCUAUGAGUGAAAAAGGAACACUGUGUGUUACAGGCUCCAAACAGGGCUGUAUUCUGGUAGAGUUAGAGCGCGGCCCUCGCGGCUUCGGCUUCAGUCUUAGAGGAGGGACAGAGUAUAAUAUGGGGCUGUAUAUCCUGCGAUUGGCUGAGGAUGGCCCCGCCCUUCUGGAUGGCAGAAUUCAGGUUGGAGAUCAGAUAGUGGAGAUCAAUGGGGAGCCCACACAGGGGAUCAGUCACACCAGAGCCAUUGAACUGAUUCAGGCUGGAGGCAACAAAGUACUGCUGCUGCUGAGACCUGGACAGGGGCUCGUGUCUGACAACAACUCUGCAGCAGCAGAUCCAAAAGUCUCUUCACCUCUAAGCUCUCCUGGUGACGUAUUCCUCUCAGACCCGCUGCCAUCCGAUGCUUCAGCCUUUUCAUUCUGUUCACCCUCCUCACCCUUCGCCCUCUCUCCAGACCUUUCUGAGUCCAAAACUAGCUUGUCACCUCGCCCCAAAGAAAUCAACAAAGAGAGGGGCUCCAAACCUCGAGACGCUGCGUGUCCCGAAGCCUCUGAGCCAAGACAUGUCAAGAGAAGUCAGUCUAAAGAGAACAACAUUGACUCUACAAGUACAAGAAAAUCUAGUGAAAAGAAGCUGAAUAGUCCAUCUAAAACCAAAGAUAAAUCUCACAACUCUCGCAGCUCCAAAGAGUCCAGCAGGCACGGGAUAUCCAGCAAACACCAACCAAGCCGUGCAAAGAGUCCCACAAAGUCAAACCAGGAGGGACAGGAACUGGACGUCAACGAGACACAGGGGGAAAUUGAGGAAAAUCAAUCAAAGAGGAAGUCUCGGAGGGAUGAAAAGAAGGGUAGCAGUGAGAGGGUGGAGAGGGCCAAUACAAGAGAAAGGCUGAGAAGCAGCAAGACAGAGGGCACGGACCGGGAGAGAGCAGAACGAAAAGGGCGAGAAGAGGUGGUGAGGUCAGAAGAGGAGGCAGAGCUGAAAAGCACCUUGAGAAGAAAGAAGCAGCCACAGGUGGAGGAGCAAGACAGACACACCAACACACCCAGAGAAAAGAAGAGCAGUGGCCAUCAUAAACAUGAAGAGAAGAUAAUUCAGCCGAGACGGAGUAAAGAAUUAAAAAGUGAUUCAAAGAGAAGGAAUGAGGUGGGAAAGAGGGAUAUGCAUGUAUACAGUACAGAAGCCAAGCAAAGAGAGGACGAGAAUGAAAGCGAGGAAGACUCGCCAGAGAGCCCAACAAUGAGCUCAGCGCUCAGCAACUCAAUACUCAGCGUGAACGGGCAGGCUGGUGCUGGCCUCUGGAAGGUCCCGAGCUCCGCACGUAUUCUAACUCGCGAAGAGGUGAUGCGUGAUUUUUACGGGUAGCUAAAGCAUGCACUUCACUCUCUGGGCAUUGUGCAUUAAACCAUGGCCUCUUCGGAGCUGCUCCUCU
This is a messenger RNA of Colossoma macropomum (tambaqui), 4945 nucleotides long. RefSeq names its product membrane-associated guanylate kinase, WW and PDZ domain-containing protein 3. The coding region runs from base 490 to 4878 and encodes 1462 amino acids. Lineage: Eukaryota; Metazoa; Chordata; Actinopteri; Characiformes; Serrasalmidae. The transcript has 22 exons. Gene Ontology annotation, biological process: signal transduction. The record is from RefSeq and is a predicted model, not a curated record. Gene Ontology annotation, cellular component: cytoplasm. Gene Ontology annotation, molecular function: protein binding.